UGAGCAGAAGGGCAGCGUCGGAAAAGAGAAGCGGCAGCGACUGAGGCGACUGGCGAGCGCAUGAACGUGAGUUUUGCAGUUCUUUGAGUGCGUGCCUGAAGGUUGGAGUGAAGAUUUCGAGUCCUAGUCCCGCCGCAGUAAGUGGGUCAGAAUUGGAGCUGUUCGAUUAGGCCAAACAGAAAACAGGCGCAACCGAGGAGUGCAGCUGGAACACGCCGCCAAUCAGGAAAAGUGCACGAGGGUGGUACCGAGAGUAAAAGAGCUUCGCCCGAAAACGCCUGGAAAAUGUAAACAAUUUGUAAACACAACGACGACAAGCGAUUUCCAAAGAUUUUGCUUAGCUUUUUAUAUCGACCAAACACUCAAAUGAUAAACGAAUAAGAACGGGCGACUAAAUCAAACUGAAGCGGUGUGACGACUAUGGGAUACCCUAGGACCGCGUAGAGUGCCUGAAAUUGACAACGGAAAAGCGCCACUCCAUCGACUGCCGCCUAGUGCUAUAGAAACGUGAUCUCACCACUCUUAUGAUGGAACUCUUGUCAAACAAUUCGGUUCCGCAACAAAUGGCCAGCAGCAAUGCGCCGAGCGCCAACGGCGUGGCCAACUCCUCGACGGCCAACGGAAGUGGCGGCGGCAGUGUGAGCAGCAAUGCCAGCAACUCCUCCGAGCGGCUGCUCGCGGGCAUCCUGGAGAGCUUUCCCGCCUGGGACCUCAACGUGGGACUGCUGCCCAAUGUGGGUCAGAGCUCACCACCACGCACGGACUUCUUCAUCAACAACUUCUUGGGCGGCCUGGAUUCGCAUGUGGACUUUAGCAUCGGACCCAUUGGCACCGGUGCACGCAGCAAUCCCAAGAUGUCGCCAGAGUCCUCGAACAAUUCGAGCAUCAGCUGCGGCUGGUGCGAGGUGAGCGCCUCCAUACGCUGCCUGGAGUGCAACGAGUUCAUGUGCAACGACUGCCUGAGGGAGCACCGCAACAGUCCGCUGUCCUCGAACCAUUCGAUCGUCUCCCUGCCCACGCCCAUUGGAGCCUCGCCCACCGGUGGCAGCUCCGUGAAUGCACACACUCCGCCCAGCGGCAAUUUCAUCUGCGACAUACACAACGAGAUGCUGCGCUAUGUGUGCGACUAUUGCCGCAAACUGGUGUGCCAGUGCUGCACGCUGCACGAGCACAAGGAGCACAGCUACGCCUCCAUCCAGAGCUUCAUGGUGGGCUCGAAGGACAAGCUGGUGGGCGCCAUCGAGAGCAGCCAGGUGGGCACGCGCUGCAUUAAGAGCAGCAUUGACAAGGCGCUGGCCUUCAUCCGGCUGAUCGAGCGCAACUGCAGCGAGCUGAGCGAUAAUAUACGCAAGGCGUUCCGUCAGUUUAUCAUUGCCAUUGAGGACCGCGAGCGUUUCCUCCUGGACUUUGUGGAAAAGCUACGCCAGCGUCGUCUGGCCAUUCUGCACGAUCAGAUGGCCGGCUUGAAGUCUGCCCUCGCCGGUCUCUCCGAGACCUCCGAUAUGCUGAGCAAGGUGGCGGACAAUGCCUGCACCAUGGACCAGAUCGAAAUUGCCAUGAAGUUGACCAAUGGACAGCGCCAGAUGGAGCAGUUUGCGGGCAUCUACAAGGACCUGCAGCCCAAACAGGAGGUCUUUGCCUUCGCCCCACCGGACUACAGCCUGCUACAGGAUAUCCGCAACCAGGGUGGCGUUAUCCUGGUGGACGACAAGAACAUGCCCAUCGUCUCGAGCAGCAACGGCAUUGUGCCGAGUGUCUCCAGUGUGAGCGCCGUGGCCGCCGCCUCCGUGGGCGUUGGUGUGGGAGGCGUUGGCGGUGGAGUUGGAGUCGGAGUGUCCAACGGCAUGGACAUGGCCUUUGGCAUGAACAUGGCCAGCAAUCCGCUGAGUGUGGCCUCCUCGAGUGUUCGUCGUCCGCUGCUGCGCGACAAUAGUUUCCGCAUCCCAUCGCCCAUCAUGCAGCCGCGCGGAGGAAGUGCCUGCGGAAUGUCGAGUGGCAUGUCCAGCGCAGCACUGGAUUGGGAACUCAACGGACUGCGCAGCUCGCCGGGACUGCACUUCAGUGCUCCACGAACCACACAGGCAAUUCCAGGUUGCAUGGAUCUGGUUAAGGUGCGGAACUCCAACUCACUCUCGCUGUCCUUCGCCACCGAGGGACAUGAAGACGGACAGGUGAGCCGGCCGUGGGGCCUGUGCGUGGAUAAAAUGGGCCAUGUGCUCGUGUCGGAUCGCCGCAACAAUCGCGUUCAGGUCUUCAAUCCCGACGGCUCGCUGAAGUUCAAGUUUGGCCGCAAGGGCGUGGGCAACGGAGAGUUCGACCUGCCCGCUGGCAUUUGUGUGGACGUGGAUAAUCGCAUUAUUGUCGUGGACAAGGACAACCAUCGUGUGCAGAUUUUCACCGCCAGCGGCGUCUUUCUGCUCAAGUUCGGCAGCUACGGCAAGGAGUACGGCCAGUUCCAGUAUCCCUGGGAUGUGGCCGUCAACUCGCGCCGCCAAAUUGUGGUCACCGACUCGCGCAAUCAUCGCAUCCAACAGUUCGACUCCGAGGGUCGCUUCAUCCGCCAGAUAGUGUUCGACAACCAUGGCCAAACCAAAGGCAUCGCCUCGCCACGAGGCGUUUGCUACACGCCCACGGGCAACAUCAUAGUGUCUGACUUUGACAACCACUGCCUCUACCUGAUUGAUCCAGACAUCAACGAUAUUCUCUCCGUGAAGGGACACGAGGGCUCGGGCUUCCAUGAGUUCAAUCGGCCCUCGGGCCUGUGCUGUGACGACGAGGGCCGCAUUAUAGUGGCCGAUUCUAAGAAUCAACGCAUCCUGGUCUUCAACCAAAACCUGGACUUUAUGUGGGAUAUUGAGGUGCGACCCUCUAUCAAUCCUUUGAUGCCGCCCACGCUGGACGAGAAGGAUCGCACCUGCGAUGUGGCUAUAAUGCCAGACGGUCGCAUUGUUUUCCUCAUCGAACUGUCGCCAGACUCCAAGGAAGGGUCUAACCCUUACAAGCGGUUUGUGCACGUAUUCUAAAUCAGGCUACGAGUGCCGAUCUUUUUUAGACCAUUUACAAGAGCUAAACGUUAGCGUAGGGAAGAGAUCCAAAAUAACAGAACGAUAGAGAGAAACGGGUGCCGAAAUAAGGGAAAAUCAGAAUUGAGUGCAUGGAAAUUAGCGAAAAUUUUUAGCUUAAGUGCUACAACGAUUACCUCGAUAAUGCUUAAGAGUUAUGGUUACGAUUUGGUAAUUUACAAUACAAUACGAAUUACACAUAUGUAUCUAUGGAUAUCUAUAUCUAUACGCAUAUGCAUAUAUCUAGCGAAUAUACAAGCCCAACCAACCAACUAGAACUAAAACUAAAACGGAAACUAAGGCGGAAGACAGUUGAGUAGGAUUUAGAAGAUAUAUAUAUAGACGUAGGGUCCGAGAGCAUUCAGUAGAGUUACCGAACCUAGUAAAAGAUAAAGCAAAGAGGGCAACUCAACCAUUUACUAGAUGAAAAUAUUAUUACCUGUUAGUUAGACUGAAAGGCAGUUUGCUAGCUGAUAGAACGAGGUGUAAGGAAGGUAAGAAGGUGGGGAUUGCGUUUUUUAUGGGGUUGCUUAGCGGAAUGAGGAAACUACUUUCGACAAGAGUUACUAAACAUGAUUUGCAGAGACACUGUGGAAUGGUAUUAAUGUUUGUAUUAUAUUCUUAAUUUGUUUGUUUAGUUCCGUAUUACGUUUAUUUUAAAAUUAAUUUUUUUGGGACAUAUUUUUAAUGAUUUUCUUAUAAUUGAGACUGAGUAUGUGAGAACACGAACUUUGUAAAAGGAAGCAAAGCAAAACAAAGAAACAAACAAAAAACAAGAAAAUAUUGAAGAAACCCGCUGACUUUUGGUUGAACUUUUAACAAAGACUGAUUAACUAAACCGCAAUUUCGGAGCCAACUAAAGAACCAUAUAUGGUGAGGCCAAAAAAAGUGAAAAAACCAACACACUCAAAUUGCAAUGACAUUGAUACCGUAAAGUAACUUAACAUAGCUUAACACACAUACUUUCAUACAUAUAGCGAUACAGAUAUCAUAUAUAGAUCCAAUCAUCCGAAUCAUCAUGGGCAUAGCUUAAACCGAGUUUAACUGACAUUCACCGACAUCCACACCCAUUCAUUCGUUCGUUCAUACCGAUCAUGCAUCACAGGACUUUGGUUUGUGUCGCUACUUUGUAAUUAAUUGUGAAAAGGAUUUACCCACAGGAUACACAGCAGGUUGAAAGGAGGGGUUAGCUAAAAAUGAGGGUAGGAGAGUUGGGGGGAGUUAAACGAACAAACCUAAAAACAAAAUAACGAAAAAAUUAUCAUAAUUUUUGACUCAAUGUGUUCAUUAGCAUUUAGUAGAUUUAGCGGGCGUGGCAUAGUGAAAACGUAUGGAAAAUCCAGAGCAAUAUAUGGGCGUAUUGAAUACACAUUUAGGUGACAUGUUCCUCGCAAAAGAAACAAAUAAAAGAAAAGAAACUUAAUGAAAUCAUGGGCAACGCAUGAAUUAGCUGAAUUAUCUGUCUAGAGUUUGAACGAUUUUUAAUAGCAAAUGUAUACACACAACACAUAUAUAGAGCCAACUAGGACCGAUUCUAGGCUAAAGACCAGGCGUAAAUUGUAAAAUGUAUUAGCAAACUUAGUUACUUAGUUUACAUUCUGUUCUUACUGUUUUGAGACGUUCUAUUCUUUGUACUUGUGUUCAAACCCGACUUCAACGGAUCGACAGCGAGAUGGUACAUAGCUAACACUCCUUCCACGAAUAAAGCAACAUUGCAUAAAAUGCGCAAACAAA
Messenger RNA from Drosophila takahashii, 4796 nucleotides. RefSeq names its product tripartite motif containing 71 protein wech (gene wech). NCBI's taxonomy places the organism in Eukaryota, Metazoa, Arthropoda, Insecta, Diptera, Drosophilidae. The record is from RefSeq and is a predicted model, not a curated record. Gene Ontology annotation, molecular function: zinc ion binding; ubiquitin protein ligase activity; protein binding. Gene Ontology annotation, biological process: proteasome-mediated ubiquitin-dependent protein catabolic process; protein polyubiquitination.